Molecule: messenger RNA, 1642 nt
Organism: Pyrenophora tritici-repentis Pt-1C-BFP
Lineage: Eukaryota; Fungi; Ascomycota; Dothideomycetes; Pleosporales; Pleosporaceae
Product: TIP49, DNA helicase TIP49, TBP-interacting protein
Biological process (GO): chromatin remodeling; regulation of transcription by RNA polymerase II; box C/D snoRNP assembly
Cellular component (GO): Ino80 complex; R2TP complex; Swr1 complex
Molecular function (GO): ATP hydrolysis activity; ATP binding; DNA helicase activity
Source: RefSeq, a predicted model, not a curated record
GGAGCCUCAAGACACGCCAAACAAGACGCGCCCCAACUGCCAUCCAUCCUACGUUAGAAACUCCCCUGCAAACCCAACAGUGCCGAAUUGCCUUGUUAUCGCCAGAUAGGAUUGAGUGUUUGCGACUGCCAAAAUGACUACGGUGCCGGUCAGCGACGUAAAGAGCUCGCAAGACCGCUCGUCCCGAACCGCGGCGCAUUCCCACAUCAAAGGCUUGGGUCUGUCGAGUGAUGGACGCGCCACUCCCUCAGCAGGUGGCUUUGUUGGCCAAGCUGCAGCUCGAGAGGCAUGCGGUCUAGUCGUCGACCUCGUCAAAGCGAAGAAGAUGUCAGGCCGAGCUGUAUUGCUCGCAGGAGGACCGGGAACAGGAAAAACCGCAUUGGCAUUGGCCGUGAGCCAGGAGUUGGGCACAAAGGUGCCGUUUUGCCCGAUUGUGGGAAGUGAGAUUUACUCUGCAGAGGUCAAGAAGACUGAAGCACUCAUGGAGAACUUUCGAAGAGCUAUUGGCCUACGCGUCAAGGAAACAAAGGAGGUCUACGAAGGCGAGGUGACAGAGCUCACGCCUGAAGAGGCUGAAAACCCGCUUGGAGGCUAUGGCCGCACGAUUUCCCACCUCCUCAUCACGCUCAAAUCUGCAAAGGGCACAAAGAAGCUGCGCCUCGACCCGUCCAUAUACGAGGCUAUCCAAAAGGAACGCGUCCGCCUGGGCGAUGUCAUCUACAUUGAAGCCAACACGGGCGCCGUCAAGCGCGUCGGCCGAUCAGACGCAUACGCAACCGAGUUCGACCUCGAAGCUGAGGAGUAUGUGCCCAUACCAAAGGGCGACGUGCACAAGAAGAAGGAGAUUGUCCAAGACGUUACGCUGCACGACUUGGAUGUUGCGAAUGCGCGACCCCAGGGCGGUCAAGAUAUCAUGAGCAUGAUGGGCCAGCUGAUGAAGCCCAAGAAGACUGAGAUCACGGAGAAACUACGGUUGGAAAUCAACAAGGUGGUUAAUAGGUAUAUCGACCAAGGAAUCGCCGACCUAGUCCCUGGUGUGCUGUUUAUUGAUGAGGUGCACAUGCUCGACCUUGAAGCCUUUACAUUCCUGAACCGCGCUCUUGAAUCGCCUCUUUCGCCCCUUGUCAUCCUCGCCUCGAAUCGCGGCAACACGCACAUUCGCGGCGGCACCAACCUUCCUCCCUCUGCACACGGCAUCCCGACAGAUUUGCUCGCGCGCCUCCUCAUCAUUCCAACCCACCCAUACGGUCCUGCAGAAAUCAAAUCCAUCAUCACCACGCGCGUCACGACGGAAAAACUCCACAUUUCCCCUGCAGCCAAAGACAAGGUUAGCGCGCUGGGAGAGAAGAUCAGUCUGCGCUAUGCGCUACAGUUGCUAGCACCUGCCAGUGUCUUGGCUGAGGUCAACGGACGCGAGAAUAAGCAAAUCGAAGUCGAUGAUGUAGAGGAGUGUCAGAACUUGUUCUUGGAUGCGCGGAGGAGUGCACAGGCGCUUGGAGAGACGGACGGUUACAUUUCGUAAGGUGUGCGGCAAUUUGUUUGUACGAUAGCCUGGCGUUUGGAUGUAGAGGGUUCGUGGGCGUGGGCGUUUUCAAACCCAUGGGAACGAGAUUAGCUUAUAUCAAAAGUUCAGACGUAAACA